Molecule: messenger RNA, 2318 nt
Organism: Jatropha curcas
Lineage: Eukaryota; Viridiplantae; Streptophyta; Magnoliopsida; Malpighiales; Euphorbiaceae
Gene: SKS2
Product: SKU5 similar 2
Cellular component (GO): plasma membrane
Molecular function (GO): copper ion binding; oxidoreductase activity
Source: RefSeq, a predicted model, not a curated record
AGAUUGCAUAAAUGGAAUUGUUUAGGGCGUGGCCUGAAAUUUGUCGCGUUGCUCUUACUGUCCAAACAGAACGAAGUCCAACUCGAAAAAAAAAAAAAAUGAGCCUCUCUAUUUUGUGUCUGUGUGUCCUACUCAAAUACUUUCCGACUAUGUAAAUCCUCAUAAAAAUUCUCUUCUAACAUCGUCUCCGCUGGAAUUGCUUAAAAGAUCCAAAAUCAAUACAUACACCUUAUGGCUCUGUUACGGUUUUUGCUGUUUGCUUUCAUCAACAUUUCCCUGUUUUCGAACAUUUGUUUUGCCGCAGACCCAACUGUCUCUUAUGAAUUGAGACUCUCUUAUAUAACCGUCUCUCCUCUGGGUGUUCCUCAGCAGGUCAUUGGAAUAAAUAAAAAAUUUCCUGGUCCUGUUAUAAAUGCUACUACUAACUAUGUUGUUAUUGUUAAUGUAUUUAAUGAGUUGGAUGAGAAUCUCCUAAUGACUUGGCCUGGGAUCCAAAUGCGACGUGAUUCAUGGGAGGAUGGUGUUCGUGGCACCAAUUGUCCAAUCCCUCCCAAAGGGAAUUAUACUUAUAAUUUUCAAGUCAAGGAUCAGAUUGGGAGCUUUUUCUACUUUCCAUCCUUGAAUCUUCAAAGAGCAUCUGGCGGCUUUGGUCCCUUCAUCAUUAAUAAUCGAGCAGUUAUCUCAAUUCCUUUUCCACAGCCAGAUGGGGAUAUUAUCCUUCUGAUUGGUGACUGGUAUAUACGGAACCAUACGGCACUGAGGACUGACCUUGAUUCCGGGAAAGACCUUGGAAUGCCAGAUGGUGUUGUAAUUAAUGGGAAAGGACCUUACAGAUACAACACAACUCUUGUGUCUGAUGGUAUUGAAUACGAAACCAUUCAAGUUGAUCCAGGCAAAACUUAUCGAUUUCGUGUUCACAAUGUUGGGACUUCAACUAGUUUGAACUUCAGAAUCCAGGGUCACAAUCUGCUCCUUGUGGAAACAGAAGGACAUUAUACAUCCCAACAAAAUUUUACCAGCUUUGAUAUUCACGUGGGCCAGUCUUAUUCUUUCUUGGUUACUAUGGAUCAGAAUGCAACUUCUGAUUACUACAUUGUCGCAAGUGCUCGGUUUGUGAAUGAAUCACUUUGGCAAAGAGUCACUGGUGUUGCAGUCUUGCAUUAUUCCAAUUCGAAAGGACCAGUUUCUGGUCCUCUGCCGGAAGCGCCAAGUGAUGUCUAUAACCAGUGGGCAGCGAUGACCCAGCCAAGAGCCAUCAAGCAAAAUACAACUGCAAGUGGAGCUCGCCCAAAUCCUCAGGGAUCUUUCCACUAUGGUCAAAUCAAUAUUACUGAAACGUACAUAUUAAGGAGCUUGCCUCCAGCUACAAUUGAUGGAAAACUACGUGCAACAGUCAAUGGAAUAUCAUUUGUCAAUCCAGAUACACCAAUCAGGCUUGCUGACCUGCACAAAGUGAAGGGAGUGUACAAGCUUGAUUUUCCCAAUAAGCCACUUGAUAGGCCUCUCCGGAUGGACACAUCUGUUAUUAAUGCUACAUAUAAGGGGUUUAUCCAGGUCAUACUACAGAACAACGACACCAAAAUGCUGAGCUUUCACAUGGAUGGUUAUUCGUUUUUUGUGGUUGGAAUGGACUGGGGGGUGUGGUCUGAGGACAAAAAGAGUUCGUAUAAUAACUGGGAUGCUAUUUCUCGCUGCACAGUAGAGGUUUACCCUGGGGGAUGGACAGCAAUUCUUGUCUCUUUGGACAAUGUCGGAGUAUGGAAUCUCAGAGUUGAGAACCUUGAUCGAUGGUAUCUAGGCCAUGAAACAUACAUGAGAAUCAUCAAUCCUGAGGAAAAUGGUGAAACAGAGAUGGGUCCGCCUGAUAAUGUUAGAUAUUGUGGCGCCCUUCGUUCCUUGCAGAAGACUGAUAAUUCUGCAGCUAUCUCUAUUCUUAUUAGUAAGCUGGAACUGUAUAUUUCUCUGCUGAUGGUACUCUGUUCCUCAUUUUUCAUUUUCGUCUAAACUCCGGGUGGUUGGAUAUGACUUGAGAGUCAUCUGUUAUUGGCAGUGGGAGAUUGGCCUGUUGUAGGUGUGAUGGAUGUUAAAGGAUGGGGGAAACUUGCAAUGCAUAGUUUGGAUUAGCUUUGCAGAGCUCAAGAUUUUUUUUUUUAAUAGCGAUUGUUGUUGAUGACAUUUUAUUUUUUGGAUUUUUUUAGAAUGAGUGUCAGGUUUUAAUUGUAAUUUAGGCCACUGGGGAUCCAUCAUUUUUUAAUGUCUCUAAACUAUAUACUGAAUGAUGAUUAACCCUUGUUUCAGUACAAUCUCACCUUCAUACA